Bathycoccus prasinos is the source of this 795-nucleotide messenger RNA. RefSeq lists its product with no specific name. Lineage: Eukaryota; Viridiplantae; Chlorophyta; Mamiellophyceae; Mamiellales; Bathycoccaceae. The record is from RefSeq and is a predicted model, not a curated record. Gene Ontology annotation, cellular component: ribonucleoprotein complex. The transcript is spliced from 2 exons. Gene Ontology annotation, biological process: ribosome biogenesis. The coding region runs from base 1 to 795 and encodes 264 amino acids.
AUGCCACCGAAAAAGAAAGUCGCCGCCGUCCCUGCCGCCAUCAAGGCGAAGAUUGCCGCGAACACGGUCAAGGAACCGACGGACCCGCGAUUUGUUCGCGAACCGAAAAACUUUGGCAUUGGCAACGACAUGAUGCCGAAAACGCCGUUAAACAGAUACGUGAAAUGGCCGAAAUACGUUCGCAUUCAAAGACAACGACAAGUGUUGAAAAAGAGAUUGCGAGUGCCGCCGGCGAUUAACCAGUUCACGAAGACUUUGGACAAGAACAUGGCGACGAACUUGUUCAAGAUGCUCAUGAAGUAUCGCCCGGAGGACAACGCGCAAAAGAAGGAACGUUUGACGGAUAUGGCCAAGGAUGCCGCGGAAGGCAAGGAGUCCGACGUCAAGAAACCAGUUGUUGUCAAGUACGGUAUUAACCACAUCACGUACUUGGUCGAGCAAGGCAAGGCGGAAUUAGUCGUCAUUGCGCACGACGUCGACCCGCUCGAGUUGGUCAUUUGGCUCCCGGCGUUGUGCCAACGCAUGAACGUCCCGUAUUGCAUCGUGAAGGGUAAGGCGCGUUUGGGUGCCGUCGUGCACAAGAAAACCGCCACGGCGUUGGCGUUGACGGCGGUGAAGCAGGAAGACAAGAUGGAGCUUUCUAAGUUAGUCGAAGCGAUCAAGGCGUCGUACAACGAAAAGGCCAAGGAGCACGCGCGAACGUGGGGUGGUGGCGUCAUGGGGGUGAAGUCUCAAGCCAAGACGGCGAAGAGGUUAAGAAAGGUGGCCAAGGAAUUGGGUAGCGCGGACAAGUAA